Talaromyces marneffei is the source of this 789-nucleotide messenger RNA. RefSeq lists its product as uncharacterized. Lineage: Eukaryota; Fungi; Ascomycota; Eurotiomycetes; Eurotiales; Trichocomaceae. The transcript has 4 exons. Bases 1 to 789 code for a protein of 262 amino acids. The record is from RefSeq and is a predicted model, not a curated record.
AUGGCGCGAGCUCUCGAAAGAUUAAUACACAUACAAAAAACGAUAUCACUGCCAUCCGUUGCCGAGAGAAAUUAUACAGUGAAGGAACCAUCAGAAAAACUAUGGAUACCGAGAGAUCGACCUUUCGACCCAGUUCCUCCAGUUAAGGUUAUCAUUGUUGGUGCAGGUAUUGCUGGUAUCGCUGCAUCUAUACUAAUUCCUCGCAAAGUCGCGAAUCUAGCUUACAAGAUCUUUGAGAAGCAAGAUGCCGUCUUUUCGACCUAUACUAUGAUUUUGUCUAACUUUGGUGUCAUGGCUCCCAAUAUCCCGAAUUACUUUGCAGUCGUUCAGGCAAAUACUAACGGUCAGGGAGGAACAUUCCCUCUUCAAACGGAGAUAUCUGCGACGUAUAUCUCCAAGAUCAUCCGUAAGGUUCAGAGCCAGGGCUACCGGGCUAUCUACCCAUCUCAAGAGGCGACGGCGGACUUCAAUGAGAUAAUUACCGGAUAUUUUGACAAUAAAGUGAUUGGAGACGAGUGCGAUGGUUGGUGGAAAAGUGGAUUUGGCAAAUCCCGACCUUUGGUGUCGUGGCCUGGCACGGGUCACCACAGAUUUGACAUAAGUCGGGAGCCACGCUGGGAGGACUUUGUCUUUGAGAGAUCAGAAGAGGGGACGAGGAAUAGGUUUGAGUACUUUGGCAAUGGGUGGACCGAGCGUGAGAGAACCGGCGGCAAUACGGCUCUCACAAGUUACCUCAAAGAAGUUGGAAAAAUUGACAUUGCAACCCUGCACGAAAACUGGAACGAUUGA